This is a messenger RNA of Arabidopsis thaliana (thale cress), 1975 nucleotides long. RefSeq names its product FAD/NAD(P)-binding oxidoreductase family protein (gene SQP1). Gene Ontology annotation, cellular component: membrane. The record is from RefSeq and is marked reviewed. Gene Ontology annotation, molecular function: flavin adenine dinucleotide binding; squalene monooxygenase activity. The transcript has 8 exons. Gene Ontology annotation, biological process: sterol biosynthetic process. Lineage: Eukaryota; Viridiplantae; Streptophyta; Magnoliopsida; Brassicales; Brassicaceae. Bases 131 to 1681 code for a protein of 516 amino acids.
AAUUAUUAUAAUAAUUUAGCAUGUGGUGAUACCACGUCCAAACUGACAUAUCUUUGCACUAUAUAUAUGUUGUUAUUCCUCUUUCGAUUCCCUCAUAAACCAUAUUAAGAACUAGCUUAUAGAUAAGGAUAUGGCCUUUACGAACGUUUGCCUAUGGACGCUACUCGCCUUCAUGCUGACUUGGACAGUGUUCUACGUCACAAACAGGGGGAAGAAGGCGACGCAGUUGGCGGAUGCGGUGGUUGAAGAGCGAGAAGACGGUGCUACUGACGUUAUCAUCGUUGGGGCUGGAGUAGGCGGCUCGGCUCUCGCAUAUGCUCUUGCUAAGGACGGGCGUCGAGUCCAUGUAAUAGAGAGGGACCUGAGAGAACCAGAGAGAAUCAUGGGUGAGUUUAUGCAACCAGGAGGACGACUCAUGCUCUCUAAGCUUGGUCUUGAAGAUUGUUUGGAGGGAAUAGAUGCCCAAAAAGCCACGGGCAUGACAGUUUAUAAGGACGGAAAAGAAGCAGUCGCAUCUUUUCCCGUGGACAACAACAAUUUUCCUUUUGAUCCUUCGGCUCGAUCUUUUCACAAUGGCCGAUUCGUCCAACGAUUGCGGCAAAAGGCUUCUUCUCUUCCCAAUGUGCGCCUGGAAGAAGGAACGGUGAAGUCUUUGAUAGAAGAAAAAGGAGUGAUCAAAGGAGUGACAUACAAAAAUAGCGCAGGCGAAGAAACAACAGCCUUGGCACCUCUCACUGUAGUAUGCGACGGUUGCUACUCAAACCUUCGCCGGUCUCUUAAUGACAACAAUGCGGAGGUUCUGUCAUACCAAGUUGGUUUUAUCUCAAAGAACUGUCAGCUUGAAGAACCCGAAAAGUUAAAGUUGAUAAUGUCUAAACCCUCCUUCACCAUGUUGUAUCAAAUCAGCAGCACCGACGUUCGUUGUGUUUUUGAAGUUCUCCCCAACAACAUUCCUUCUAUUUCAAAUGGUGAAAUGGCUACUUUCGUGAAGAACACUAUUGCUCCUCAGGUACCUUUAAAACUCCGCAAAAUAUUUUUGAAAGGGAUUGAUGAAGGAGAACAUAUAAAAGCCAUGCCAACAAAGAAGAUGACAGCUACUUUGAGCGAGAAGAAAGGAGUGAUUUUAUUGGGAGAUGCAUUCAACAUGCGUCAUCCAGCAAUCGCAUCUGGAAUGAUGGUUUUAUUAUCUGACAUUCUCAUUCUACGCCGUCUUCUCCAGCCAUUAAGCAACCUUGGCAAUGCGCAAAAAAUCUCACAAGUUAUCAAGUCCUUUUAUGAUAUCCGCAAGCCAAUGUCAGCGACAGUUAACACGUUAGGAAAUGCAUUCUCUCAAGUGCUAGUUGCAUCGACGGACGAAGCAAAAGAGGCAAUGAGACAAGGUUGCUAUGAUUACCUCUCUAGUGGUGGGUUUCGCACGUCAGGGAUGAUGGCUUUGCUAGGCGGCAUGAACCCUCGUCCGAUCUCUCUCAUCUAUCAUCUAUGUGCUAUCACUCUAUCCUCCAUUGGCCAUCUACUCUCUCCAUUUCCCUCUCCCCUUCGCAUUUGGCAUAGCCUUCGACUUUUUGGUUUGGCUAUGAAAAUGUUGGUUCCCCAUCUCAAGGCUGAAGGAGUUAGCCAAAUGUUGUUUCCAGUCAACGCCGCCGCGUAUAGCAAAAGCUAUAUGGCUGCAACGGCUCUCUAAAACACUGGUGCUUUAAACUGCAAAAUAUAACACAUAUAUAAAUCACGAAUCUUUGUGAUUCUGCAUAUAUUGUGUUCUACAAUUAUUCUCAUAUAAAUGAAAAUUGUUCUACGUAAAAGUAAAAAGAAGGAAUUGUAAUACUAAUAAAACGAGUUUUUAAUUCUGUUGAAUGCUUGUGUAUAUUGGUGACCUCUGGUUUUCUUGCACAGUAUAUCUUUAUUCUUAUGUAUACUAAAAUCGAAGUUAUAAGAAUGAAUUUACGAAAGAAAAAAACAGUCUAAUGAUAUUUUAAAC